AUGUCGGGCCUGGAGCUUGUGGAAGCGCUGAACCAGUGGCACUGGAACAACAACUGCUUCCACGACCACGUCUUGCAGUUUGCGAAGAGCCAUGAGUUGAUUCUGAAAUCGGAUGAGGAUGAGCAUUCUCAUGAGCUGUACCGGCUCCAUGAAGAGUUCAGGCAGCUGCUCGAAAGCUUUGUUGCGAGCUUUCUGGACCAUUAUGGUUCAACUCUACAGGAUUUGGAGGCUGCGCUGCUUGAGGCGCAGGCCUCGGACGACUUGUACAUCACGAUGAGUUCUGAAGUUGUUCGGGAGGAGCUCUUCGCGUUGCUGGAUUAUCAGGCCUUCCAUAAGACAAUGCUUCGGGCAGUGGCAAUGGAUGCAGAAUCGCACCGGCCAGUGGGUGCUGCUGCCGAUGAUCUGGGGGACUCGUGCAAUGCUUCGGCUGUGGAGUCUGCGAAAGCGGGGUCGGCAAGGAGCAAUGGAUACUUAUCAUAG
Molecule: messenger RNA, 480 nt
Organism: Symbiodinium sp. CCMP2456
Lineage: Eukaryota; Dinophyceae; Suessiales; Symbiodiniaceae
Source: the annotation of a GenBank genome assembly